AUGGAGAAGAUGUGCGAAAUGUGUCUCAGCAUAUUAGGAAAGGUCGUUCCAGAUGCUCUUCAGGACAGUGUUGAUAUUGCUCACCGUGUGGGUCCCAAACGCGCUGAUCGCAAAGCCAGAUCGGUCAUAAUCCUCCUCAUACUGUGCCGAGGUCGUGACAUGACUUGCGUCUAUGGGAGCCUGUCACCAAACGACGAUGACAGGGCAGCACGAUACAAGCUGUGUCCUCUCGUGAGGAAAGCACGGGAGGAGGGCAAGAGGGAAUCCUUCCGCAACGCUUUGGUCCUGAUUAAUGGGAAACGAUUCUCCUGUACUCCGAUUUCCUGUCGCCAGCAGGUGAACGUUUCUGCGACGGCAAGGAUGGACGAAUUAAUAAUUUUACUGAGGGAGAGAAACAUUCCCGAAACAACUAUCAAAAGACUGGAGGAAGACAAGAUUGAUGUCAGUGUCCUACUGUUAAUGACUGAUGAUCAAAUGAAAAGCUAUUUUCCUUCAUAUGGAGACAGACUGGCUGUGAUGGGAUUUUGUAGGAGGCAAGAAAGAGAACCAGGAAAGAGAACUUGCAGUAAGUCAAAGCUGUUUGAGCGCCUUAAAUCAAAACUGACCAAAAGACAAAAACCUGACAAUUCACAAACUGAAACCAAAAAUACUACAAAAAAACAUUCUCAGCGUAUUGUAAGAAAAAUUGAGAUGGGGUGGAUGCACCAUGAUGGGCAGGGCUUUGUUCAAAUGAGAGCAAAAAAAGGAGGGGGAACAAGGAAGUUGAGUGUUCCAAAAGAAUGGAAAAGGAAAGAGCUGAUUGAGGAGGCAAUUUGUCUGUUUUUUCCAAAUGGAAAAAAUUCUCAUGGGAGUAUUUCUGAGUUUGAAUUGGAUCUAACAAAUUAUCAGGAAGUGUCACUAGAUGCAGAAUCUACAGUGGGGGAAAUGUAUAAUGCAUCCAAACUCACAAUGAUGAGGUUCUACUUGACAACAAAAAAGGUGGAGAAAGAAGUGGAAACAGAAAGUGAAGAGGAAAUGUCAGAUCAAAUGGAGGACUUUCAUAGUAAUAACCAGGAUCAAAGCCUUCCCUCUACUUCCAGUGGGAUGAAUGACUUCUUUCCUUCAGAAAUGGAUGUUAUUUAUGUAGAUAGUCCGGUUAAUGACACUGCAUCUCCCUUUCAUUCCACAGAGGAUCAUGUUGCAGAAGAUGACCUGAAUGUAUCUUUUCAAAGUUCUUUAGUGACCUUGCCUGAUUACUUGGAUUCAAGCAAUGUAGUGACAGUACUCACUGGUGACAUCAUUGGAAUAGAUGAACAAAACUUAGAUGACACUUUGCCGCUGAGCCCAGAACCCAUUGCUCCACAGACAAAAAUCCUUGUUGUUCAUCGUGGACAAAUAUUUUCUGAGCUCAUUGCCCAUUUCUGUGAUGAAACCCUUACUCAUACACAGAGUGAAGUAGAAGUGAAGCUGCUCCUCCCAAAUGGACAGUUUGAGAUGGGCCAUGAUGUUGGUGGAGUGUUUCGGGAUUGCUUAUCAGAGUUUUGGCAGGAAUUUUAUGAUCAGUGCACAUUGGGGAACAGUUUUAAAGUUCCCUUUCUUAGACAUGACUUUGGCAAAGAAAAGUGGGAAAGUGUGGCCCGAAUAAUUUUGUUCGGCUGGAAGAAAGAGAAAUAUCUCCCAAUAAAACUUGCACCUGUCAUCCUCCAGCAAGCAAUACAGGGAUCUGUGAAAAGUGAUCUGAUUGAGAACUUUUUGAAGUAUGUCUCAGAAAACGAGUGUGCUGUGUUAGAAAGCUGCAGAACAGACUUCUGUAGUGCAGACCAGGAGGAAUUGCUUGAGACCUUAGACAACUACAGUUGUCGAAAAAUUCCAACAGAUGAAAACUUCAAGCAAAUUUUGGAAGAACUGGCUCACAAAACUCUCAUUCAAGAGCCAGCUUAUGUUCUUGAACAGUGGGCAGGCAUACUUGGACCUCUGAGGAAGGACCUUGAGGAAAUUGAAGAUGUGUACUGUGCAUUACAACCAACAGUGAGGAAAAUUGUGCAAUCUCUCAAAUUUCCUGAAACAAUGAAUGUACAGCAAAAGGACAUUUCAAAGCACUUGACAACUUACUUGAGGGAGUGUGAUGCAAAACGGCAGUCUCUGUUUCUUCGAUUCUGUACUGGAUCAGAUUUGUUUAUAGGCAAAGCUAUAACAGUUGAUUUCACAGACCUUAAAGGGUUUGAGAGAAGACCAGUGGCGCACACAUGUGGCUGUUUUCUGAGACUUUCAGUGCACUAUGACAACUACCCUGAUUUCAGAUCUGAAAUGAACAAAGUCCUUGAAAGCAACAUCUGGGUCAUGGACAUAGUUUAGUGGAUUUAGUCUGAGUUGUGGCCAGCUCCUAUGCAAGCUAUUGUUUUCAGUCAUUCUUAUUACACUUCAUACAGUUAAUUCACACUGUAUACAGUUUUGCACUUAAAUAUUGCUGGCUACAUUAAAUGCAGACCAACCUUUAUUAUUUUGGAUGAUUGAGUUUUUUUGUAUGAUUGAGAUUUGAUACAUUUUUUGGUGCAACCAAAUGUUUGCAUUAAAUCAUCAAAUUGUUCAUUUCAACUGUUCAGUCAAAUAGGUUUGGAACCGUUCAAAUGGUUUAUUUUUCAUACGUGUACACACUGUACAAUUAUUUGACAAGUACAUAAAGUAAAACGAUCGCUUUAAUUGUUCACUGAA
Molecule: messenger RNA, 2691 nt
Organism: Danio aesculapii
Lineage: Eukaryota; Metazoa; Chordata; Actinopteri; Cypriniformes; Danionidae
Exons: 4
Coding region: 1-2334 (777 amino acids)
Molecular function (GO): ubiquitin-protein transferase activity
Source: RefSeq, a predicted model, not a curated record